Molecule: messenger RNA, 384 nt
Organism: Lolium rigidum
Lineage: Eukaryota; Viridiplantae; Streptophyta; Magnoliopsida; Poales; Poaceae
Product: basic blue protein-like
Exons: 1
Coding region: 1-384 (127 amino acids)
Cellular component (GO): plasma membrane
Molecular function (GO): electron transfer activity
Source: RefSeq, a predicted model, not a curated record
AUGGCUGGGAAGUACGGUGGCCUUGCGCUCGUCCUGGUCUCCCUCGUGCUACUGCACGGUGGCGUCCAGUUGGCGGCGGCCGCUGUGUGGAACGUCGGUGACUCGAAUGGAUGGACCUUCGGCGUCAUAUCGUGGCCCAACAACCCCUUCAAGAACUUCAGGGAAGGCGAUGUGCUAGUGUUCAAGUACGACCCCGCGGCGCACAACGUGAUCGUCGUGGACGACUUCGGGUUCGGGACCUGCACGACGCACCCCACCAACGCGACGGUGUACAGCUCCGGCAACGACCAGAUCACGCUGCGGCGCGGUGAGACCAACUUCAUCUCCGGCAAGGCGGACGACUGCGACAAGGGCCUCAAGAUCACGGUAUUUGUCAGGCCCUAG